Lobosporangium transversale is the source of this 2168-nucleotide messenger RNA. RefSeq lists its product as hypothetical. The transcript is spliced from 8 exons. NCBI's taxonomy places the organism in Eukaryota, Fungi, Mortierellomycota, Mortierellomycetes, Mortierellales, Mortierellaceae. Bases 177 to 1964 code for a protein of 595 amino acids. The record is from RefSeq and is a predicted model, not a curated record.
CUUCAAUAUCCAUGGAUUCAGCGCGGGCAAGGGCGGCACUCGAAGCUUUAAGGCUGAUCAUGCUAUCCAAACCAUUUGGGAGACAGCCCCAGCGAUGGGUGAUGGUAACGACGAUAUUACUACCAGUAGUAGUAGCGCCCCAUUAAGAGAGGAAAAGGCAAAACAAUGUAGGAUCUAUGUCAUGGACUAUGUUUCUUUCUGGAAAGGGACCUGUAAUAACUCGUAGCCAUUGGGAGGCACAGAGACAUAGUCGUUGUGAAGACAUGGUAAACGGUGAUCUGUAUGAAAGUCUGACCAUAGAUGCCUUUAAAGGCAUGCCAAAAAAGCAAGGCGACAAAUGGGCACUCACCCUUAGUGUCCGAUCUGCCAAUUUGCUUUCUGACGACUUGGAGCUGACUUGGGCUGGAUCUACAACCAACACAAUCGGAGGAAGGACAUCACAGCAGAAGACCAUCUUAGGAACUAUGAAUUUGGAGAAGGUUACUCUAGAAGAGUCAAAGAGGGUCCUGCGUCAAUGGAUCAAAACCACCAUUGAAGAACGACGGAAGUUUGAGCGUUUGAGUGACAGUUUAAAGGAGCAUGUUCACGGUUUGGACCGCCAGUAUAAGGAGUGUAAAAGCCUAUUGGCUGAUUUCAAACUGGAUAAAAGACGUUCUCAAAGCGACAUGAUGGAAAAGUUUCGAUGCUUAAUCAAUACCAAGAAAGAAAAGAUUGCCCUGCUUCAUAAAGAUGUAGAGAUCCUCGAAAAAGCCCUAAGAGAAGAACGUCGAAAAACAGCAGUACUCGAAGGAAGAAAAGUCGAAGACAUCGACGUGGACCUUUCAAAGUUAAAGAAGCAGGAAGAGACUGGGGAUGAAAAUAGUCAAGGAUCAAGCAACGGCAAAGGCACAGGGCGUAGAACGAGCAGUGCCAGAGGCCGUGGCCGUGGACGAGGUCGAGGCAGAGGGAAGGCGUCGGCAACAGAGCUGGGAUCGGAUGGAGGUUCAGAAAUGGGUUCUCAGCAUAUCAAAGCUGAAAAGGAUACUGCAAUCAAAGACAGUGGAUCUCAGGACCCAGAGCAUGGGCACGAGGAUCCUGGGCUGCAAGCACUACAGCGGCAGAAAUUGCCACAUCCUCAGGAUGGUUAUGGAUGGGACAAUGAUGAUGCAGCGGAGGGACGUAGCGGCAAACACAAACAAAACGAACAAACAGAAGACGAACCCUUGGUCCGCAAAUCAUCGCGUAAAGCUGUGGCAGUAUCAUCUUUAGUGUCAGUAUCCUCGAAGCUGUCAAACGCUGAUCAGGAAUCUAUCAAACAUCACUUGGACGACCUUACUGCUGGAGCGCAGCACCUCAUCAGUCGAGUGUCAGAAGCUGCGAGCCACGGUUCAACAGGCCCAGCGAAAAAUGAGGGCAAAAGUUGUGUUGUUGGCCUAUCAUCGAGGGCCACAUCUUCAUCGUCAUCGUCUAGCUCCUCCUCACAAGGGCUAGUCAUCAAGCGCGAAGAGUCUGACCAGGCCAGUAGAUUGUUAAUUGGUCAACAUGCACAAGUGAAGGUAGCUGUUGAGGGUCAACCAUCCGAUCCCUAUGCUCGGAAGCGUUUAAGAGAGAUGGACGACACUAGUGCUCCUGUGCGCGGUGAUAACGAAGCCGAUAAUGGUGUCGUGGCAGUCAAGAAAAGCAGAUCAAAUAGUCCAGCCCCACCCGAUAAUCCUGGCCCCAGUAAACAAGGGCGAGGUCGAUACCCAGUUGUGUCCAUGCGCAAGGCAGGAACCAUUAGGAGAACAAGGAUUGAUAAAGAAUCGAUAGAGUACACGCAACACGCAACAUUGCGAUCGAUAAGCUCAACAGAUAGUACAGGAUCUAAUGACGAAGCACGACAACGAAAUCCAUCGAAUGGGACUACGAAGGUGCAGAAGGAAAGCAUAGUCAAAGCCUCUGCCUCUCUCAUCUCUGAAGAGGACCUGUAUAGGGAGUUGGAAUAAAUGAAUCUGUUUGGAAAAUACACACACUAGAAAGGAUAGAGUCACAGCUCUUACCACCAAAGAUACACAAACCUGGAAUAACAAUUAAAUAUGUUGAACAACCCCACCUUUUUCUUUUCUCUUUUAUUUUAUUUUAUUUUAUUUCAUGAACAUUGUGUAAAUAAAUCUAUGCUGUAAAGAAUGCUGUGGUAUCGUAAUCGUAAG